UAAUCCUCCACACAGGUCCUGAGCAAACCGGAGGAUCUGAAACACUGACAGUGAACCACUCGCAGCCGCGGGAUCAUGGAGCCCAGCAGCCAGAGAUCCGGUUUCCCCAGCGGGACACAACGCGUCGUGAGGCGGAUCCGCACCUGGUUCCCGGUCGGUGUCAGGACCGAAGUCACAGAGCUGUGUAAACUGGCCGGACCAGUGACUCUGUCCUCGCUCAUGGUGUUUAUGGUGAGUUUUGUCAGCACCAUCUUCUGUGGUCAUCUGGGGAGGACCGAGCUGGCAGGAGUGUCUCUGGCCAUCGCGGUUAUCAAUGUGACAGGUAUAUCCAUCGGGUCUGGUAUGGCAUCAGCAUGUGACACACUGAUUUCUCAGACCUUUGGGAGUCACAACCUCCUGAGAGUCGGGGUCAUCCUGCAGCGGGCCAUCCUCAUUUUGAUUCUGACGUGUUUCCCCUGCUGGGCGGUCCUCAUCAACACGGAGCUCAUUCUGUUGGCGGUCAGGCAGAAAGCGGAGGUGGCAAGGUUGGCUCAGCUGUACGUCAACAUUUUCAUGCCAGCACUUCCUGCUACAUUUAUGUUUGCAUUACAGACCAGAUAUCUACAAAACCAGGGCAUCAUAUGGCCACAGGUCAUCACAGGCUUCGUGGUCAAUCUCUUCAACGCUCUCAUUAACUACAUCGUUCUCAACUUAUUCAAUAUGGGAGUAGCCGGCUCUGCUUUAGCCAACACUCUCUCCCAGUUCCUCAUGGCCGGACUUCUCUUUGCUUACAUCAUCUGGCAAGGUCUUCACAAGGCCACCUGGUCAGGCUGGUCCAAACAGUGCCUGCUGGACUGGAGCUCGUACAUCCACUUGGCCGUGCCCGGCAUGAUCAUGUUGUGCGUGGAGUGGUGGACGUAUGAGAUCGGAAGUUUACUGGCAGGUCUGAUCAGUGAGGUGGAACUCGGCGCUCAGUCGGUCGUGUAUGAGCUGGCAAAUGUUGCAUACAUGUUCCCAUUGGGUUUUAGUGUAGCAGGCAGUGUAAGAGUCGGACAAGCUUUGGGAGCCGGACAAACGGAGCAGGCCAAGCUGUCUGCCAAGAUGACAGUUAUCUGUGCAGCGUCAGUGUCUGUGUGUUUGGCGAUUCUCAUCGGGACUCUGAAGAAUCAUAUCUCAUAUAUUUUUACAUUUGAUGAACAAAUCAGGGAAAGAGUCGCUGAUGUCAUAUCCUUCUACGCCCCAUUCGUUCUCCUGGAUGCAAUUUCAGCUGCCGCGGGUGGCGUUAUACGAGGAACCGGUAAACAGAGAGUUGGGGCUAUUUGCAACUUUAUCGGGUUUUAUGGCAUUGGUUUCCCGAUCGGCGUGCCACUGAUGUUUGCAGCCAAAUUAGGAAUCAAGGGUCUGUGGACAGGCUUGUUUAUAUGUGUGGCCCUGCAAUCCACAUUCCUCAUUUUCUACCUGAUAAGAAUGAACUGGACUAAAGUGACAGUCGAGGCUCAAGUCCGAGCGGGGGUGAUUGAGAGCAUCACAGAAAUAAGUGAGAGAGAUAGUGCAGCAACUUCACCAUUUUAUGUUGUUAUCGAAAGAUAUCCACACUGGAAACAUUCAGAAGUCUGUUUAGAUGUAAAUUCACGUUGUAAAAACUGGUUAUUACUAUUCUGUUGGAAAUAUAUAGUCAUUAUCAUUGUAUCUCUGCUGAAGAACACAAAUAACAAGAUAAAUUGACACAAACCCAGUCUUGCUCGCUGAAAAUAGUAAAAAUGCUCAAAGUUUCAGGCAAUGUCCUUAAUUUCUGCUCGAUAAAUUAUUGAAAUGGUUGAUCAACGAAACCAAUAUUGACUUGGCUCAAUCAUUUGAGCCAUAAUUACACAAGUACAACAUUCAGCAACUAGCUUGAUAGAUGCAUCACAGAUCCCUCAAGGUAAAAUUCGCCAUAACCACCAUUAUGGCUGUAAUACAUAUAAUAUAUAUAUAUAAUAAAGUCAUAAUAUACCAUUUAGUAUUGCUAACAAGUGUGAGUAUAUGCUCUGUAUUUGACAUUAGCAAGUAAGCUGGCUUAAUCAUUUAUAAACAGCUGUUUAGUGUACAAAGAUUAAAAAAUAUAUAUCAUCUCAAACUGUUUUACAUUGUCAAUGAGUUCCAUGCAAAUAUCAAGUUUUUCAUAAAAAGUGUGACGUUUAUGUGUGUGUGUGUGUGUGU
Messenger RNA from Limanda limanda (common dab), 2178 nucleotides. RefSeq names its product multidrug and toxin extrusion protein 1-like. Gene Ontology annotation, cellular component: membrane. The record is from RefSeq and is a predicted model, not a curated record. NCBI's taxonomy places the organism in Eukaryota, Metazoa, Chordata, Actinopteri, Pleuronectiformes, Pleuronectidae. Gene Ontology annotation, biological process: xenobiotic detoxification by transmembrane export across the plasma membrane. Gene Ontology annotation, molecular function: xenobiotic transmembrane transporter activity; antiporter activity. The transcript has 16 exons. The coding region runs from base 76 to 1704 and encodes 542 amino acids.